Miniopterus natalensis is the source of this 1563-nucleotide messenger RNA. Lineage: Eukaryota; Metazoa; Chordata; Mammalia; Chiroptera; Miniopteridae. The record is from RefSeq and is a predicted model, not a curated record.
CUAGAGCCCACCGCAGAUACGUGCCAUGAGGGCAGGGAGCUUGCCUGCUGUGGUCAGCACGGUUUCUCCAGGGCCUGGCACGUGGUGAUCCUAGAGGCCCACGUGACCCUCUGACAGGCAGAAUGCAUGACUGGCAGCAGAUUUUUGACCAAAACGUGCUGGUCCCUCCCCAUCCGCACAGAGCACGCCAGCCCGUGAAGGAAUCGACGGCCUUCCAGUGUGUCCUGAAGUGGCUCGAUGGGCCACUAAUUAAGCAGGGAGUGCUGGAGGUGCUGUCGGACGUGUCGUGCCACCUUCGCGUGUCUCUCUUCGACGUCACCUACCGACACUUCUUUGGGAGGACGUGGAAGAGCACAGCGAGACCCGCGGAGCCGCUCUCGAGGCAGCCGUCCAGGAUCGUCUUUAAUGAGCCCUUGUAUUUCCACACGUCCCUGAACCACCCGAACGUCGUGGCCGUGGUGGAAGUGGUCGCCGGAGGCAGGAAACGGGACGGGACCCUCCAGGCUCUGUCCUGUGGGUUUGGGAUUCUUCGAAUCUUCAGCAACAAACCAGAGUCGCCCCCCUCUGCCGCCCAGGACAAACGGUUGAGGCUGUACCACGGCACCCCCCGAGCCCUGCUGCACCCGCUGCUGCAGGACCCCAUCGAACAAAACAAGCACAUGACCGUCCUGGAGAGCUGCAGCCUGCAGUACAGCCUGAGGCCGCACCCGGCCCUGGAGCCCGCCUUCCAUCUCCUGCCCGAGCACCUCCUGGUGUCCGGCCUGCAGCCUGUGCCCGGCCUCCUUCCGGCCCCCGGGGACUCGGGAGACGCCCUCCGAAAGCCUCGCCUGCAGAAGUCGGUCACCUGGUACCUGGACGAUGUGUUCUUCACGCUGUACCCUUCCCUUGAGAAGUUUGAGGAGGAGCUCCGGGAACUCCUCACCAGCGAUCACUUCCGGGAGGGGGGCAGCCCGCUGGACGGCAGUGCCCUGGAGAUCUCGGAGCGGCGCCUGUGCGUCGGUGUGCACAACGGUCUGGGCUUUGUGCAGCGGCCGCAGGUCAUGGUGCUGGUGCCCGAGAUGGACGUGGCCUUGACGCGCUCGGCCAGCUUCAGCAGGAAGGUCGGCUCCUCCUCCAGGGCCAGCUCUGGAAACCAGGCCCUGGUGCUGAGAAGCCGCCUCCGGCUCCCCGAGAUGGCCCGUCACCCUGCAUUCGCCAUUGUCUUCCAGCUGGAGUACGUGCUGAACAGCCCUUCGGGAGCAGAUGGCAACGCAGCCUCCGCCGCCUCCUUGGCCCACCUGGCGCACAUGCACAUGGUCCGCUGGGCUGCCUGGAGGCCCUCGCUGGAUGCCACCUCUGGGCACGCGAUGCUCCCUCUCCAGGGCGGGAUCCGGCCCAACCCCUCGCGCUGCCUGGUCUAUAAGGCACCCCCAGCCAGCAUGAGCUCCGAAGAGGUGAGGCAGGUGGAGUCGGGGACCGUCCAGUUCCAGUACUUGCUGAGCCCGGACGGACACCUGGACACCCCCACGGGGCACCCCAGGGCGGAGCGGCGGCCCUCCCGGAAGAUGCCCACGUCCCCUGCGA